This is a messenger RNA of Penicillium canariense, 606 nucleotides long. RefSeq lists its product as uncharacterized. The transcript has a single exon. The coding region runs from base 1 to 606 and encodes 201 amino acids. The record is from RefSeq and is a predicted model, not a curated record. NCBI's taxonomy places the organism in Eukaryota, Fungi, Ascomycota, Eurotiomycetes, Eurotiales, Aspergillaceae.
AUGACAGUCAAGGAAGACGCAAUGCUCCCGCCAAGAUUCCGGGCAAUGGAGGCCCAGGAAUUAAAGACGGUGAUAUUGACGGAGGACGAGAUCAUCAAGCUGAUCCCCUUCGGCAAACAAGUGCGCAAGCAGUUUGGAUUCGCAUGGACCAAAGAAGGAUACCUUUGUGCCCCAUACCGACACCUGGUGGAUGAGCUUGAUAAGCAGAGCAAGCCGCUCUUUGACAUUGAUGUGAAAAUCUCGAAUGUCAAGGAUUAUGCCAAAGCGAAAAUACGCGCCGCAUAUUCAGAAGCCUUCACCUCCAAAGGCACCCUCCGUCAGCGCAAGGGCAAGCAAGUCCUGGAUAGCAUGAAGGCUCGCCGAGCCACAGCCCGGAAGCCGUUCAGCAGCAUUGAUCUUCAUCAAACAGAAAUAUAUUGUUCCGGCGGUUUGUGGGGUCCCUCUGACUCACCAUUCUCCGUUGGUCUCUCUGAGUGGACAGUUAUCUGCUAUCUCGAGUUUUCUUUGCAGAUCCUUAGAUCUGCCAUGCGACUGUUACAGAAAGGAGGACAGCAGAAGCAAGAAUACUGGAUCUCUCUAUUGAUAAGUCCUGAAUCAAGAAGCUAG